Messenger RNA from Fomitiporia mediterranea MF3/22, 1137 nucleotides. RefSeq names its product Tfb4-domain-containing protein. The transcript has 8 exons. The record is from RefSeq and is a predicted model, not a curated record. Gene Ontology annotation, biological process: nucleotide-excision repair; regulation of DNA-templated transcription. Gene Ontology annotation, cellular component: transcription factor TFIIH core complex; transcription factor TFIIH holo complex. NCBI's taxonomy places the organism in Eukaryota, Fungi, Basidiomycota, Agaricomycetes, Hymenochaetales, Hymenochaetaceae. The coding region runs from base 1 to 1137 and encodes 378 amino acids.
AUGGACCGUCCUUCACAUCUGGCCAUCAUCCUUGACCUGUCCCCGACCCAAUGGCAUCUGUCCUCUCUUCCAAAGAACGCAUAUCCUCUUUCAUUCAAGUCGUUUCUCGCACAAACUCUCGCGUUUCUAAACUCCCAUCUGGCACUGAAGCAUGAGAACACGCUCGCUGUGUAUGGUGCAUUUCCUGGAAAGAGUGUUCUUCUAUAUUCUUCGAUGGAUCACAAACCUGAAGGCGUAGACGAUAGUAUAGCGGAUCCGAAUACAUACUUGCCGUUCAAGGUCGUUGACACUGCUGUAACGAAGAGGAUUAGUGAAGAGCUAGACGCGAUGUCAGAUUUUGAUGAAGAGGCACCAUGUCAGCUUGUCGGAGCAUUAACGAAGGCGUUAUGCCAUAUCAACCGUCUCGUGAAUCCAACUGCUACCAGCAUUGACUCAGACGUGCCUGUUGUACCACCAGAACCUCGAAUUGUCAUUCUCUCAGUCUCGCCAGACCUAUCGACAUCCUAUAUUCCUCUCAUGAACAGUAUAUUUUCUGCUCAAAAACUUAAAGUUGCAAUAGAUGUUUGCAAGAUAUAUGGGCCCGAUGCGGUGUUCCUACAGCAAGCGGCGCAUUUGACCGGAGGAUCAUACAUUUAUCUUGAAAGACGGGAUGCCCUACUGCAACACCUUCUGAUGACCUUCCUACCGACGCCAUCUAUACGACAACUUAUCGCAGUUCCUACGCAAGACAAAAUAGACUUCCGAGCUGCAUGCUUUUGCCAUAAAACAAUUGUGGACAUUGGAUUUGUCUGCUCAGUUUGCUUAUCCAUCUUUUGUCAGCCAGUUCCUGUCUGUUCAACAUGCCGGACGAAAUUCCCGAUCAAGAGUUUACAACGGUUAAACGCUUCUCGUCCGACGCCGCCUCCAGGUCAGCGAGCUUCUUCUGUAGUACCUUCUGGAGCGCGGACGCCCGUUACGCCUGCAGGUGGCGGUACUGGAACUCCGCGCCCUACUGCACCCAGUGCGUUGAGCUCUAGCUUGACGCUUGGUGUUGGCUCAAUGAGUCUAGGAUCGUCAGAUAAUAUACGAACGAAUGGUUCUGUUAGCACGGCGAGUGGGAACGCUACACCUAACUCGAGCGGGUCAGGGCCAGGGUAA